Vigna unguiculata (cowpea) is the source of this 681-nucleotide messenger RNA. RefSeq lists its product as uncharacterized. NCBI's taxonomy places the organism in Eukaryota, Viridiplantae, Streptophyta, Magnoliopsida, Fabales, Fabaceae. The record is from RefSeq and is a predicted model, not a curated record.
AUGGCGCGGAAAUUUGAUAUGGUCAAAGAUAUCGAUGAGAAGAAAGAAACGUUGAAGCUUGCUGUUCGUAUAAAAGACUUGUGGUUUGUUCAAAACCGGGAUAACAGUCGUCAUAUGGAACUGAUUCUUUUGGAUCAGAAGGGUUCCAUGAUUCCUGCAAUGGUAAAAAAGGAAGAUUUAGGAUUGUGGGAAGAAAAGUUGGUAGAGGGCCAGACGUAUAUAAUGCAUAACUUUAAAAUCUUGAAGAACCACGGACAAUUUCGUGUUUGUGAUCAUCCUUACAAGUUAUUGUUCAUAGGAGCAACCACUAUUAAAGAACAAGCAAUUUCGAGCAUUCCAGUAAGCGUUUACAAAUUCAAAAGUAUCGAAGAUAUAGUUGAUGGAAAUUACGCUGUUGAUUUAUUGUAUGAUAUUAUUGGAGUGGUGGACAAUGUGAGGUGUAAUCCUCAGUCGAAGAAUGUGGCGUUUCAUAUAAGGGAUUUUAGCUCUGCUGUCAUUGGGUGUACCUUGUGGGAUUCCUAUUACUUGAAAUUUAUGAGCAAUUGGAGGGGUGACCCGGAUUCAUCUAUUGUUGUUGUUAUGUUGACUCAGGCUAAGAUCAAACCGUGUUCGGGUUGGUCAAUUUAUUUGAUAAUUUGUGGUUUUUUGGUUUUGUCUGUGCUGAUUUUGUUUUUCCUUUAG